Pseudozyma hubeiensis SY62 is the source of this 1857-nucleotide messenger RNA. RefSeq names its product potential tRNA methyltransferase. Gene Ontology annotation, biological process: tRNA processing. Bases 1 to 1857 code for a protein of 618 amino acids. Lineage: Eukaryota; Fungi; Basidiomycota; Ustilaginomycetes; Ustilaginales; Ustilaginaceae. The transcript has a single exon. Gene Ontology annotation, molecular function: tRNA (uracil(54)-C5)-methyltransferase activity, S-adenosyl methionine-dependent. The record is from RefSeq and is a predicted model, not a curated record.
AUGCCGAUUCGACCUCUACCGAUAUAUCGACAAGUCACAUCCGUAAUCACUAGAGCCCGUCAUCUUUCACCCCCAAACUUUAUCCAGCUAUUUGCUCUCAGCUCGAUCUUACCACAACCAAGGAUACCACUAGCCAUAAUGUCGACCGCCGUCCCGUCCUCGCCUGAGCUACCACCGGCCAAGCGCGCUCGCUCACGCUCUCCAGAGCAGAGGUCGGAGUCCGGAAUCAACGGUGCUGCCUCAACAUCAUCGACCUCUGUUGCUGCUGCCUCCGCCCCACUCUCCGCUCAAGACAAGCAGGCUCGCAAAGCUGAAGCCCGUCGAUUGCGUCAAAAGCGCAAGGACUAUGCGAAACAGCUCACAAAGACAGGUCGCGAGCCCAUCGAAUUCGAUAUCGAAGAUCUGCUCGGCGUCCGCAAGGUCACCGACAUCCUCUCGGAAGGUAUCGAGUAUCAGCACAAGUUCGAACGUGGCACCCGCCUCACCUUGCACAUCGAGCGUCUCGAUGCACACGGUGAUGGUCUCGCUGUCGCUCCGGAACGCGACUGGGUCAUCGCUGUACCGCAUACUCUGCCUGGAGAGAAAGUCACCGCCGAGAUCACAGCCAACGAAAGACUUUACUCGAAAGCAAAGGUGGUGGAAGUGCUCGAAGACAGCGCCACGAGGAACAAUGAGCUGGUGCGCUGCAAGUACUUUGGUGACUGCGGCGGUUGUCAGUAUCAGAUGAUCGACUAUGCGCAGCAGCUCGAAAUCAAGCGCGGUGUCGUUGAAAGGGCCUUUGCACGCUUCUCUGGGCUCGACUCGGCCCUGUUACCCAAAGUGCUGCCGACAAUUGCAUCUCCAAGCCAGUACAACUAUCGAACCAAGCUCACACCCCACUUUGAGCUCCCCUACGAGCUGCGACGAGGCAGGAGGUCUGGCAUUCGCAACGAUGCUAAUGGCAACGGCGCACCAGGCGAUGACAAGCCACAGUACUCGGUACCUAUCGGCUUCGACUGCAUCGGAACAAAGAGAGUCAUGGACAUUGAAGAGUGCCCCAUCGCUACAAGGACGAUCAAUAAAGGGCUACCCAGCGCCAAGCAGAAAGUGGUUGACACGAUCGAGUCGUUCAAAAACGGAGCCACCAUCUUGCUUCGCGACUCUUUGCGCACAUACGACAGCUUUGCUGAGGAUCUUCUCGUCACUCAAGCUCCCUCCGCCAACGGUCAAGUGGAAAAGGAUCUCGACACCGAGGUCGUCACCGAUCACAAAGCUACCGUCAAGGAGCGAGUGCUUACCACCAAGUUCGAGUCGCCAGCAGGCACCUUCUUUCAGAACAACCGCAGCAUCCUCCCGAGCUUGCUCGACUACGUACGUGACGCAAUCACCACGUCUUCCACCGCUACCAGCGACGACGCGGCUCAAGACCAAUACCUGGUCGAUGCCUACUGCGGCUCUGGUCUGUUCAGUCUCUGCCUCGCCACUCUCUUCCGCGAAGUGUCCGGAGUCGAGAUCUCAUCUGAAUCCAUCAAGUACGCCACCAAGAAUGCAGAGCUCAACGGCAUCACCAAUGCCAAGUUCCUCGCUGGCAACGCAGAGGACAUCUUCGCCAAGAUCGAGUACCCUGCGGACAAGACCACCGUCAUCAUCGACCCCCCUAGGAGAGGAUGCGACGAGGAGUUCAUUCGACAGCUUGUCAACUUGGGUCCUAAGCACAUCGUUUAUGUGUCGUGCAAUGUGCACACCCAGGCGAGAGAUGUCGGGCAGCUGAUUGACAGGGACGCGAGGUACAAGAUCAAGAGCAUCCGUGGGGCUGAUCUGUUCCCUCAGACGCAUCAUGUCGAAGGCGUGGCUGUUCUCGAGCGCCAAGAGGCGUGA